Molecule: messenger RNA, 9271 nt
Organism: Rhopilema esculentum
Lineage: Eukaryota; Metazoa; Cnidaria; Scyphozoa; Rhizostomeae; Rhizostomatidae
Biological process (GO): animal organ morphogenesis; tissue development
Source: RefSeq, a predicted model, not a curated record
UCUAGCUCGCUUGAAGUAAAGACUAAAUUUCCCUUAAACCUAACCAUAGAAUCCUUGGAAGAAACAAACGAAAAACAGAUCUAGGCUACCGGCUCACAAAUCCUCCCAUUCAAUCACUCGAGUCAGGGUCUCUAAAUAUCUAAAUGCGAACAUCAAAAUGAUAUUAAAAUGAACAAAUGAGUCACUAUCACUUCAUGUAGAAUUCCAGUAUUCUACUCUGAAGCGAUAAAUUUGUGACUAAUAAUACAUCAUAUUGAUCCACAGUGAGUCAUAUAUCAGCAUCCAUUAGCUACAGUGCGUUCUGAGUACGCACAUAGGCCAUGAAACACGCCACCUGUCUUUUGAUUUAAACAUUAUGAAGCAUGUCUAUGGAUUACACAGGUAAGACCACUGUACAACUGGUAGACGACGCGACAGACAUCUGAGGCUUGUAACAUGCUCAAAGCCUGUUUCACAACUUGAUGCACAAAUAUAAGAUAUGCUUCGUCAAUUCUUCUGCAAACUUUUCAUAUUGGUUUUCUACUUUAUAAAGUUGGCUCGAACUCAGCAAGUAGGAUUCAAUGCGGCCAUCGGUAGCAGCAUUUCUGCAAAUGUGACUUGUGGGUCUCCACCAGAGCAGUACUUCAAUACGAGACAGGGGUAUGUGAACCCUCGAGAUAGAGUUUUGUCCUUGUGCAAUGCCAGCGACCCAAAAUAUGCACACCCUGCUAGCAACAUGAUUGACGGGCAGUCUAGCACAUUCUGGCAGGGAGCUAACAAUGUCAGCGAUGCAUUUAUUACUAUCAAAUUCAAAGAGGCCAUUCUUGUAAAAACUCUAAAGUUCACAUUUGGAGAUUAUCGCCGUCCAGGCCAAAUCGCCAUCUACAAGUCGACUGAUUAUGGAAGGACAUUCUCUCCGUGGCAUUAUCAAGUCACAUCGUUGGCUGAAUGCACUUCAGUGUUCAAAAUACCGACGAACCUGAUAUUUCAGUAUCCAGACAGGGUUAAUCGGACAAUCUGUGUUGAGUACCAAAACUAUCCCUUGGAGUAUGAUGAAGUGGUGACUGUCCAGUUGAACGGAGACCAGAGAGGCGAUGGCUCAGCUAAUUUCGACUCACCAGAACUCAGGAGAUGGUUGAAUGUGACGGAUAUACAUAUCUGGUUUACUGGCUUGUUUAGAAAGUUUGAUUUCAUUGAUACAAGAUGGCAUCAUUACGUGGUUCGUGAAAUUGACGUCAUGAGCGUGUGUGACUGCUCUGGCCAUGGAAAUGGUUUGGUUUGUCCUGUUAAUUCCAAAACCGGUUUACGAGAAUGCCAGUGCUUGGGCAAUACAUGCGGUAAUAAAUGCGACAGGUGCUGUCCCGGAUUCAAUCAGUACCCGUGGAAACCAUCCACUGCGCCGUCCUGGGGAUUUGAUCCAGCAUCAGCCUGUGAACAAUGCAACUGUUUUGAUCAUAGCAGCGAGUGUGUUUACAACGCUACCGUAGAUUCCUUGCGCCUCAGUCUGGACAUUAAAGGGAACUAUUCCGGUGGAGGUGUAUGUGUUUUAUGCAAGGAUAACACAGAAGGCAUCAAUUGUCAGAACUGCCAGAGGUUCUUUUACAGACCAGAAGGAAGAGCAAGGAAUCUUACAAAUUCUUGCAUUGGUUGCGGAUGUUUUGCAAACGGAACCACAAAUCAAUCUGGUUUUUCAUUCCUUGAAUGUAUAAGAGAUGAAUCACAGGCAUUAAACUUCCCCGGAAAGAAAUCAGGGGAUUGUUUUUGCAAGCAAAAUGUAAAUGGCAGGACUUGCAAUCAAUGCAAAAAUGAAUACUACAGAUUAGAAGGAACAAAUCAACAAGGAUGUCUUCCCUGCAGUUGCCUUUUGCCUGGGACAGUUAACCGAAAUGCCACUUGUAAAAAGGAUUUCAAUGGACAGUGCUCCUGCAAAGCUAAUGUUCAGCUCAGAGACUGCAGUGAAUGCAAGGAUGGAUUCUAUGGUUUGCUUGACUCGGACAUUUCCGGAUGCAGAGAAUGCAGUUGUGAUGUCGGUGCUUCUUCAAGUCCCACAUGCAAUAAGACAACUGGACAAUGCCAUUGCCGAUCAUACCUCUUUGGUAGAACAUGUUUGAGUGUGUUGAAUGGGUACUACUAUCCGAGCCUCCAUUUUAUUUUUGGCUCAAGAAACCUCUUCGUUUCUGCGUCAGCUUCGCUUUCCACCACCAUAUCCGUACCAAAGACAACAUUAUACAGAAUUUACGUUGCUUAUAGCAUGUCAACAAAUACCAACAUUGUCCUUACGCUUCGACUACAGAAAGGCACAUUUAUUCUCUCAAAUGGGAAUUUCCCAACAACAUCAACAAGAUUUUGUGCUACAGAAUGCUUUGCUAUGUUUACAGUUUCUGCCACGAACAGUUUCAAUCUGGCAUUGGGAACAUGGAAUGUCACUGUUUCGUCGUCCAUCUCCCAGUCUCAGCUCAAGAUUGAGAGAGUCAUUCUUAUCCCACAAACAUUCUUCACGGCGUCCAUUUUGAGCUCCAUAAACCGAAGCUGGUUUCAGUCCAACUGCAAUGUAACAAACAAUGACAUGAGAAUUGGCACAGCAAAUGAACAACGUUGCCUAUCACAUGUGUACAGCUUAACAACGUACUUCAACAAUGGUGCCCUGCCGUGUAGUUGCAAUGUAAUUGGCUCAGUCAAUCAGACUUGCCAGACGUAUGCCGGACAAUGUCACUGCAAACCAGGUGUUGAUGGAAGAGAUUGCUCCUAUUGCCGUCCUGGGUUUUAUAACUUUUCUUCAUCUGGCUGCACACCAUGUAGCUGCAAAGGACUGAAUAAGAUCUGCGAUCCAGUUACUGGGGUUUGUCAAUGUCCAAACAACACUAUAGGACGAGUUUGUGACCCUUGCGCAUGUAACAACAACAGUAACGAAUGCUUCAGAAAUGGAGACUGUUUCAAUUGUGCCUUUAACACUACAUCGACACGAUGUGAACUUUGCAGGGAAGGGUUCUUUGGAGAUGCAAAAACACAAAGUUGUCGUGCUUGUGGCUGUCAUGUCCAUGGAUCAUUGAACCAAUCGUGUGACACAAUAAGUGGACAAUGUAAUUGCAAGGCAGGCGUUGUCGGACUCAGAUGUGACAGGUGUUUGCCCAACUACUACGGCCUAAUUUCAACUGGCUGCUUUCCUUGUAAUUGUAACAUCUUUGGCUCAUCAAGCACUCAAUGCGCCUCAAAUGGUCAAUGUCCCUGCAAAUCUCAAGCAUCCGGUCUCAGAUGUGACGUCUGUAUUGCAGGCUACUUUGGACUGCCAGCUAAGUCUUGCCAACCAUGCAGUUGUGACCCAGUUGGCACAAUAACUGGUACUGUUUGCAACAGAGACAUAACAGGGCAAUGUCAGUGUCGCUCUGGUGUUACAGGAAGAACCUGCAAUCAGUGCAUGAAACAAUACGUGAAUUUUUCAUCAUCUGGGUGUCAACGAUGCUCAUUAUGCACACGAUUGAUGCAAGCCUCAGUAGAUGUGAUGAAAACAGAACUCGUCACUCUGCAGACAAGGGUGAACGAGACUAAGAAUAUGUCCCUCCUCCAAGCAGAAAUUGUUAGAAUGCAAACCAAUGUAAACAAUUUACAGGUUGCUGCUGUUAUGUAUGACCAACGAAUCACAAAAGGACAAUCAGACUACCAGUACUUGACUACUACAUUUAGGAAUCCGUUAACGCAGAGACACAGCACCCUACUUUCAUCUAUCUCAAGUGUUACGCUUAAAGCAAACAGCCUAACCUCGACUGCAAUUUCAAACGUCGAAAGGAUGAAAACACUCGAAACAGCAGCGAACAAUGCUGCCUCGUUGACACGCACUGCUGCUUCAACAGCUUCGUCAGUUUUUGGAACACUUGCUAGCAUCACAAGUUCCAGCGACACCCUAGUUUCAAACACUUACAAAGAGAUCCAGAAAAUCUCUCUAUCUCUCCAUCAGUCUAUGCUCACCAGCAUCAAUGCAGACUUGGCCCUUUCCCAGGCCGCACGCAAUAAUGUAUCUGCAGCUGGGCAAAGUGCUCAAAGCCAGCAGUCAUUCUCAAACUCCAUGACGUCCAGCAUUCAAGAAUCCUCUGCAAAUCUGACUUUGUGGAAUUCAACGUGGAGACAGCAGCUUCCCCAGUUUCUUUCGGAUAUUCAGAAUGUUUAUAGGAGAGGCUCUGAUGUUCUGGCAAUUAUCAAUAGCACAAGGAUUUUGAUUCUACAACAAGAGCAAUAUAUGGCAGCCACCCGUGCAAGACAGCUAUCAGUGCAAGAAAUACUGCAGCAGGCAACAUCAGUCUAUACACAAAGCCUGGCCGUGUUUGAGCAAACCAAAUUUCAUACGACAACCGUCUCUGGGACACUGCAGGUUUCCAUCCUACAACACCUCGCUUCGACUCUAACUGUCAAGGUACUAAAUGGAAGGAAUCUAGUUGCUCGUGACUUUCCUUCGCAAUUGUCUGACCCGUACUUCACUGUUUCAAUUAAACCUGACUGGAAUUCAGUUGGAUCCAAGCAAUCUCGUCAUUUGAAUGGCACUCUCAACCCUAACUGGUCAAUUGAAGAUUCAUACAUGUUUGCGUUGACUCGUGAACAACUUCCGCAAACCAGUGUUGUCAUCAACAUAUUUGACAAAGACACAGGCAACCCAGAUGACUUUAUGGGUGAAGUUAUCAUUAGUCUGGCUUCUCUUCCUGGAAUUUUAACCGGAACUGUUACCAAUACAUAUUCAGUUAGACCUAAGGGCUAUGAUCUGAUUUGGUCUGGGUCAUUCAGUGCAAAUCAAAACAGUUUGGUAGACGUUCAGCAGAUUCUCUCGUCCCAGAUUUCUACGAUCGAGACGCUGAUGACGCAAGCAGAAGGCGCAGCCACUCAGGCCCAGACCGCUGCCAAUAACCUACAGUCUCAGGCCAACCUCCUUUCAACAUCAUUUACAUCUGCUAAAAGUCAUGCAUCUGCCGCAGUGAAUGCCGUGAAUACGUAUCGUGAAAUCUACAGACUGAUAAACAGUUCUCUAGAAACAGCAAAGCUGGCAAACAACUCUGCUAACGAAAUUCUUAAACUUAUGCAAAGUCUCUCACUAUCAAACUUGCAGGCCAAGGCAGAUGCUUCAUUAGCCGAGGCACAGGCCCUGCUCGCAACAUCCACUGCAAGAAAUGUUUCUGUUCCUUAUAUUGUGUUCUACUUGCGAUCCGAGACCCUCCGCAACAGUGAUAUUACCACUCCACGCUCAAUUAUUGAAAUAGAAGGCGUGGACUACAGCAAGCAUCUCAAUGGAUUCAACAUCGUCGUUAUUGACAGCAAAACUGGAGUCGUCGAAUCUUCAGUAAAUUUUCGAGUUGAUGUCGAUCAAAGUGCAACCAUGGCCAUGGUUAAUUACCUAGAUGCCAUUCCAGGACAAAAAAUGGUAGCAAUGGUUAAACAAAGCCACGCUGAGGUUUCAUCCUUGUUCCAAGCGAUGUUGAUUGGGCAACUCAUGUCUCUUGGUGCCAUUCCGCCAAUUUGGGGUGGAACGUGGGGCUCAUAUGCUCUGCUUGGGUACAAAAAAACCGCAGGAGAGUCAGUGACAUGGGUGAGACAAGUUGGGAAAAAUGAAGGGAGAGGAGCCAGUGAAAUAAGGCAAACUGUACCACUACGGAGCACUUUGAUGGAGCUCGUGACAUCGGCCAACGCGACCUUUCAAAGUGCAUGGCCAUAUUGGCAAGAAGUUAACAGCAGAUUCACAACAUUGCAAUCGGUAACUGAGCGAUUCCUGCUUACAGAAUCAAUAGCUACCAUCGUUCAGUCAUCAUUACAAGCCGCAAAUAUCAUCCUGAAACAAGCAACUGACUCUGCAUCACGUGUGCUACUCGAAUCAAUUCAAUUCAACAGAACAAUUUACGAAAUAACAUUAAAAUAUAACCAAAUUGUCUUCAUGGUUGGAAAUGCUUCCUCACUCAUAUCAAAUGCUACUUCUUCGGUUUCUCAGGCUGAAACAAGACUGCCUUUCCAAUUCAACAACGUCAACACAGCCAAGACUCUUUCCAGUCAAAUCAACUCUACAAGCCAGCGAGUCAGUAUUCAUUUGUCUUCAAUGGAAUCGAAGCUAGCCAGACUGAAAACACUGACGUCUCAAAUACCCUUUGCAAUCCAGUUUGAUGUUUCAUCUUCGGUUGUGUAUCAGCUGCAAGGCUACACAAACAGUAUAACCAAAGUUUUUUAUAAUGAUAUUGGAUUCGAUUUCAAAGCAAAUGCUAGCAAUGGGCUAGUUUUUUAUAUUAUUUCGCAGCCUGGAAGGAUGCAACAUUCAAUUGGACUUUAUCUUCAAAAUGGCUUUGUUCAUCUUAUAUACCACCUUGGAUUUGGACAAACUGUGAUAAGAAAUGACAUGAAGAUCACGCUAAAUCAGUGGUACUAUGUCCAUGUAGCAAGGCAGGGUAAACGAGGAAUACUGACAAUACGACAUUCUUCAGGAGUCGUAAACUCCGCUCAGGGGGAAUCAAUCUAUUCUGGAGAUUCUAAUACAAUGGACUUCACCUCAGCAAGCCGUGUUUACUUGGGAGGUUUUGCCCCCGGCUUUAUGACAAGCAUUGUGACCCUGUAUGGCCAGUACAGUGGCAUAAUUGACAACCUGGAAAUCAACACUAUCAAAUACAAUCUUUGGAGCCAAAUUUCGUUUUUUGGCAGCCCUUCGUUUGCUGCAACUCGUUACGGAUUUAGGCCAACGAUAUCCGGUACGUGGAUAAGUUUCUUUGGCAAUGGUGCAUUGCAGCUAAGAACCGGACCUUUGCAAAUCAACGCUGACUACUCGGCUGUUCAGUUGGAGUUCCGGACGCUCAGGGAUAAUGUUGUUGUUCUUGGUGUCACUAAUAUUGCCGGGUCAUUUGUCUAUGCACUGUAUCUUAUUGGAGGCAAAUUGCUCUUUCAGUUUUCAUCCGGAGUCGGUCAAAAUGCUGCAUUGAUAACUCAAAGGAAUACCUAUGUCGAUGGACGGUGGUACAGGGUUACGAUGACUCGUACUUCAAUUAACGCGACUCUGUCAGCAACACUUGUUGGAUCUACAAAUGCUGUCCACACAGAAACGGUUAACGUCUUUGCUCAAACUCAACUGCCGCAAGGGUUUCGCAUCAUUCUUGGAGCACCACCUUCGACUAGUUCACAAGGCUUGCCAACAACUGGUACAUACGCAGGGGAUAUAAGAAAUUUCUACGUUAGUUAUUACACAACGAAGCAGAUGCAAUUGAGGAGUUUUAAUUCAGCCGACAGGGUAUCUGAAUCUGGGACAAGCUAUUAUGGAAUGGUCGCUGGCCAGGUGGUUGCCGGAGUGCAUUUUUAUGGCUUCAUGUGGUGGAAAAACUUCGGCUCCUACGCAGCGUUGGUGCCAGACUCUGGAAUGAAUUUGAUGACGUCAUUGUCGUUGGUCUUCAAAACAACCCAGCUAACCGGUACUAUAAUGUACAGCAGCGAAAAUACUCAGUACCUUCGUAACCAGGGAGCACUUGUUUACUUCUACGUGGCCUUGUUUGGUGGCAAUUUAGUGAUAACUCUCCAUGAUAGUAAUUUUGCAACACUUUCGCCAUACUUGAGUCAAAAUUUAACCUUGAGUGAUGGGCGAUGGCACAACGUCUCUCUCAACUACAUCGUGUCAAGUUUCCGAUAUCAGCUGCAUGUUGACGGGGUACUGGUGCACUCUGGCUGGUUUGGCAACUUCCAACGAGAAAUAGCAGCAAGCAACCCCCUGUAUUUUGGUGGCAUUCCUGCAUCAAUGAGCAUUCCAUUUGCUAUUCCAACGCGAGUUUCCCUUGAAAUGGAUGUCCAGAGCCUUAUUAUCAAUAGCAGGAUUCAAAACUUUCACUCGAGUACAUCUUACGGAGUAUCGUACGCAGGCGUUGCACCCAGUUCCUUUGCUCCGCUACCACCCGGUCCUUUACCGACAUGCGGUGCGGGCUUUUCGUCUCCGGUUUCAUCAACUGAAGUAAACCAAAUCCAGUUUGGCAACCUCCCGUGGCUUGGGAGAGAAAGCUACAUUGGAUAUAAUAUGAGCGAAGAGCAAAAGCGCUUUUUUAAAUCCAGUUUUGUAGUCACAAUUGACUUUAAAGCUACAUCAAAAGACGGUAUUGUAUUUUACACUGCCGACAAUGCAACUGCACCAACACAACACAUUUGUUUGGAACUGGUCAAUGGGAGGCUUCAGUUUCGAUUUGGGCUUGGAGCAAACAGUUUGAUGAUUUCAACGACUAAUGAUUAUGCGGAUGGGAAAUGGCAUUUGAUCCACAUGCUGCGCAUCAACACAUUUGGUGCAAUUUUACUGCCCAUUUCGAAGGAGUAUCAGAGCAAUCAUAUAUCGACUGUACCAUCUGACAUCGGAAUUAAUACUCCCUUGUAUAUAGGUGGCAUACCAAACUCUGUCAAUGCGCCAGUCUUUUCAGGUCGUAGGACGGCAUUCAAUGGGUGCAUUCGAAGAUUCGAGAUAGCAUCCUCGUUUCAGUUCUUCUCGCUUAACUUAGCAGCACCAGAUAUUCGUCCAUUUUCCUCAGGACCUUCUUCCUGCUACAUCAAUAUCGAGCCAGGCACCUUCUUCAAUGGCUCUGGAUGGAUAUUCUAUGCCAAUAAUUUCCAGCUGGGAGCGAAUUUCUCCUUUUCCAUAAGUUUUAAGACCAACAAACGUUCAGGAGUGUUAUUCUACCUCUUCAGUAAUGACACACAGAAUGGGGCAGGGAAUCAAACUGUGAAUGCAAGAUUCAUUGUUGCUGAAUUGAAUCAUGGCAAGAUCUACGUCAACUACAAACCGAUGCUGAAUGAAGCAUUUGAAACAGCAAUAUGGAGUGACCCUAAGUCAAACUCAUCGUACUUGAUUUGUGAUCAACAAUGGCAUAACCUGCAAAUCAAGCUUCAAAGCAACGCCAUUUCAAUCACUGUUGACUCUGUUACAACCAGUUCUUCUUUCAGUCGAAGUGGCAACAUUGCAGGCAACCUGUAUAUUGGUGGAGUGCCAAGUCACAUUGUGAAGCCUGGUAGUCCAGCGAAGUUUUUUGGUGGAUGUUUGAAGUCAAUUAUUUUCAACACAAGACUUCAAAUAUACAAUGCAAACUUUGGAAAGAACGUUCAGUUAGGCUGCCCUACAUAGCAUUAAAAAUUGAUAUCUAAUUUAACCAUUGAAAAUUCUAUUCCAGAUGGUUGCCAUGCUUUUGUAAAUCGUUUUAUUAGAAAUAAGAAUUUCUUGUACUUGGCAGCAAAAUGUUGAAUUUAAAACAAAUUUUCGUAAAAUUUUUUAGCUACGUUUUAUCAUGAUGCAAGAAAUGUUAGCUUCUUUUAUCUA